CAACAUUGACCGCCGACCCUUGGCUGCGUCGACUACACAUUUCCCCUUUGUAUCUAUUCUCUUACGCAUACAUUCGACCUUUUGACAUCUACAAAAUGGAUGAGAUCGCACCAGAGUACGAUGUUAUUGUGCUAGGCACAGGUUUGACUGAAUGCGUCUUAUCGGGAGUGCUCUCGGUCAAAGGCAAGAAAGUCCUCCACAUCGACCGGAACGAUCACUAUGGCGGUGAGGCUGCGUCGGUGAACAUUGAGGCUUUGUUCAAGAAAUACGGCCACAACACAGGAGAGCCGUGGAAGAAAUAUGGCCGGGUCAACGACUGGAACGUUGACCUCGUCCCCAAACUCUUGAUGGCCAAUGGCGAACUUACAAACAUCCUCGUCUCGACUGAUGUUACCCGAUACCUCGAAUUCAAGCAGAUCGCAGGCAGCUUCGUACAACAAGGAGCAGGUCCAAGGGCCACCGUGGCCAAGGUCCCCUCCACAGCUGGAGAAGCCUUAAGCUCGCCGUUGAUGGGCUUGUUCGAAAAGAGACGAGCGAAGAGGUUUCUAGAAUGGGUUGGGUCAUUUGAAGACAGCAACCCGUCUACACACGGCGGACUCAACAUGAACAAGUGCACCAUGAAGGAAGUCUAUGACAAGUUUGGCCUAGAGGUGACAACACGAGACUUCAUUGGCCACUCGAUGGCCCUUUUCCCGACCGACGACUACAUCAACACCGCCGGCCAGGCCAAGGACACUGUCGAGAGAAUCAAACUCUAUGCCAACUCAAUGGCUCGAUAUGGCAAAUCACCCUACAUCUAUCCGCUCUACGGUCUCGGUGAACUCCCACAAGGCUUCGCCCGUCUCUCUGCCAUUUAUGGCGGAACGUACAUGCUCAACACCUCUGUGGAUGAGAUUAUGACUGAGGGUGGCAAGGUCAGCGGUAUCAAAGCCACGAUGCGCGAACGUGGCGAUGAGGGAGAGGGCAUGAACUUCACCACAAAGACGAAAAUGAUCCUUGGCGAUCCAUCAUAUUUCCCCAACAAAGUCCAGGUGGUAGGACACCUGCUCAAGGCUAUCUGCAUUCUAAACCACCCGAUCGACAAGACCGCCGAAUCUGACUCUCUGCAACUUAUCAUUCCUCAAUCCCAGGUUGGUCGCAAACACGACAUUUACAUUGCCAUGGUAUCUUCCGCACACAACGUUUGUCCUAAAGGAUACUAUAUCGCUAUUGUGUCGACGAUUGCCGAGACGACCGCCAACCAUCAUCUCGAACUUCAGCCUGGCCUGGAACGCUUGGGCCGCAUCGAGGAGAAGUUUAUGGGUCCACCUAUCCCACUCUAUCAGCCUUUGGAGAGUGGUCAGAAUGACCAGAUCUUCAUUUCCAACAGCUUUGAUGCAUCGAGCCAUUUCGAGACUGUCACGGAAAACGUGCGGGAUAUCUACCGCCGGGCAAUGGGUGAAGAGCUGAAGGUCGAAGGACUGAGGGAGGGUCAGACGCUGGUAGAGGAGUAAAUGUUGUGGACAUGUUGUUCUGAGAGCAAAUCGUGGUGACAUUCGGUGCUGUUCCAUACCAUUCACCCUCGCGACGGAGAAGACGAGAAUAAUGCCUCAGGCAGGGUCGAUGUGGCAAUGCCACUUGACCGAGAGUGAGCAAGACAAGUUUAUGCAUGGCGUACGGAGUCACAUCGUACAUUCAAGAGUCUUAGCCUAGAUGACAGCACAUUUGGAUUGAAGCCACAAUUCUGGGUUGAUCAUAUCCUGACGUUAUUACCCUGCCUGUCGCGGGUGCCCUGAAAGCCAGCGUCGCUUUCAACU
Molecule: messenger RNA, 1796 nt
Organism: Exophiala viscosa
Lineage: Eukaryota; Fungi; Ascomycota; Eurotiomycetes; Chaetothyriales; Herpotrichiellaceae
Product: GDP dissociation inhibitor
Exons: 6
Coding region: 96-1493 (465 amino acids)
Biological process (GO): protein transport; small GTPase-mediated signal transduction; vesicle-mediated transport
Cellular component (GO): cytoplasm
Molecular function (GO): Rab GDP-dissociation inhibitor activity
Source: RefSeq, a predicted model, not a curated record